AUGCCCUAUUACGUUGUACGUCAGGGCAGAAAACCCGGCAUUUAUAAUACUUGGAAUGAAUGUAAUGAACAAAUUAAUCGAUUUUCUGGAGCGGAAUAUAGAAAAUUUGAUAAACAUUCUGAUGCUCAAGAUUAUUUAGAUGGUAAAGUAAAAAUACAAAGAAAUUUUAAAACAAAAUAUCCUACAUCAAAAUUUAAAAUAUCAAAUAAUACUCCAAUUAAUUUAAUAAAAGACACUAUUCAAGAAUGUUCGUCAAAAUCAAUGGUUUCAUCUUAUGAAAAAUUAACAGUGUCAGAUACUAAUACUGAUCAAGAAUAUACAAUUGUCUACUCAGAUGGUUGUUGUUUUGGUAAUGGUCGUUCAGGAUCAAAAGGUGGUUAUGGAGUUUAUUGGGAUGAUGAUCAUCCAUGGAAUAUUAGUGAACGCUUAAAAGGAGAUCCAACCAAUCAACGAGCUGAAUUAACAGCAGCAAUUAGUGCCAUGGAAGUAGCUUUAUCAAAUAGUGUAACUCAUUUAGAAAUUCGUACAGAUAGUAAAUAUACCAUACAAUCUGCUACUCAAUGGAUUCAUGGAUGGAAAAAAUCAAAUUGGAUUAAAAAAACCGAUUCGCAACCGGUUAUGAAUAAAGAUCUAAUGGUGAGAAUCGACGAACUACAACAAAAACUCCAAAUUAAAUGGACAUAUGUAGCUGGUCAUUCAUCAAAUAAAGGAAAUGACGAAGCUGAUCGUUUGGCUAAAGCCGGUGCUCGAAAAUAA
This is a messenger RNA of Rotaria sp. Silwood2, 756 nucleotides long. Lineage: Eukaryota; Metazoa; Rotifera; Eurotatoria; Philodinida; Philodinidae. The record is from the annotation of a GenBank genome assembly.